Messenger RNA from Fusarium verticillioides 7600, 1954 nucleotides. RefSeq lists its product as hypothetical. The record is from RefSeq and is a predicted model, not a curated record. Lineage: Eukaryota; Fungi; Ascomycota; Sordariomycetes; Hypocreales; Nectriaceae. Gene Ontology annotation, cellular component: RNA polymerase II transcription regulator complex. Gene Ontology annotation, molecular function: DNA-binding transcription activator activity, RNA polymerase II-specific; transcription cis-regulatory region binding. The transcript has 3 exons. Bases 525 to 1436 code for a protein of 303 amino acids.
CGUUCGUGAAACGCAUUGCACGUUAUGCUUCAUUAAGGCUACCACCAUACUGUACUCCUCCGUCCGACCUACUGCCCUGCCCUGUCCGUGUUUUGUGCUCUGUGCUUCUGGGGCUCACUACCUUAUCCAUCUCACCUUGGUCAAUCGGUCUGCACCUGAUUCCUUCUGGCCCCCUCACACCUCCACCUCCACCUUCACCUCUCUUCUUCACCCACCCGCGUCACCCGGCUCGUUCACACCUAACGUUACCUUAGUUAAUUCAUCCACCAACCUACAGCCAAGCCCCCAUACAACCUCAACUUCUUCUCCCACUAUUUUAACCAAGAAGCGCUUCUGUCUCUUCAAACCGGCAUUGACUCAUCACAUCUUUGUUCAUUCGCGCUCACGCUCUUUCAUCUCUGGCUCCUCUUCCAUUUUGUGUGGCCACAGUCACUCCCAUCGAACUACUCGAUUCGAUUCUGCUCUACUCCACCUGCUUCGUUUAACCUUCGCUCAACCUCAACCACCACCUCUGAAGGUUCACGAUGGAUUUCACCGGGCAAUACAACUUUGCCAACCCUCAGCCCUAUCACCAGUUCAUGCCGAUUCCUCCUCUGACGCCGUCGCACUCGCAUUCCGCCGGCUCCGAUGACUUCAAUGCAUCCCCGCCUGAAAACUACGACGCCCUCUCUGCCAGUCAAAAUGACCAGUUCCAGUCUUUCGAUUAUACCACAGCCCAAGGCUUCAGUGCAAACCCUCAUCAGCCUGCCUCUGGUUUUCCGGGCCCCCCGACACCUCCCGGCUAUGCUUCUCAGGCCCCAGCCCAUCAACAGCAAGGAGGCUCAUUGAGGAAUGGCUCUCCUGACGAGCAGUCCGUUGCCCGCGGGGCCAGCGAGGAGGACGAGAACCUAACUCCUGCUCAGUCUCGGAGGAAAGCACAGAAUCGCGCUGCGCAGCGUGCCUUCCGCGAGAGGAAAGAAAAGCAUGUUAAAGACCUUGAGGCGAAGCUUGCCGGCCUUGAGGCCGCCCAGCAACAAUCAUCCCUCGAGAAUGAACGUUUAAAGCGAGAUCUCCAGAAAAUAUCUACCGAGAACGAAAUCCUUCGUGCGACAUCCCGCAUGAGCCAUGGUUCCAUCUCUCCAGAGCCUGCAACCGGGCCUCUGCGCUUCAAACCCACCGACUUCUACUCCAACGUCUUGCAGAAUCACACAAAUAAGUCGCCCUCACACCGCAUUGUUACCUCAGACGAUGGUGAACGUCUCCUAGCUGCCGGUGCAACAUGGGACUUUAUCAUAUCCCACGAGUUGUUCAAGAAAGGCCUUGUUGAUAUUGCCGAUGUCAGCGAGCGUCUGAAGAACUGCGCUAGAUGUGAUGGCCAGGGCCCUGUUUUCUCAGAGCGUUCAAUCACCAAUGCCAUCGAACAGAGUGUCGCGAGCGGCACGGAUGAUCUUCUCUAAGUAAAAGGCAAGGCGCAAAAGGGCCAAUUUGGAAGAAAGGAUACAUGAUUGGCUUCAUUAUGAUUGACGUAUAUUACUUUAAGAGACUAGGUGGAAGAUGAUACCCCGCCCGUCGGGGCUUUUUGGCGUGGCGUUUUGUAUUCAAAGGUUUUUACGUAUGUCUCCCAAGAAAUUUUGGACAGGUUUUGAAAGACGCGCAGCAAAUAUCUGCUACAUGCACGACCAUGCUGUAGGAUCUUGGAAAGUCAAGUAUAUUCAGGUGCAAAAAUGAUUAAAUAUUUCCUCCAAAAGGUUUCUUAGUCCCCUUCAAACGGCUUGAUCUUGAAAGCCUAGACCAUGGUGGUAUUGCCUCCACAUGGUCAUACGCCCAUACAGGUUCGCAGAAGACUAAUAUACUGUUAAAAUCGACAGCAGAAUAGAAAUAGCAUCUAUAAGCUACAGCAACAUUAUACAAAAACACGCUGCAGAACUCCAAAAAGCAAGAACCAAGCCCGUUCCUCAUACAAAUCAUACAAAAC